Messenger RNA from Eufriesea mexicana, 1792 nucleotides. RefSeq names its product fatty acyl-CoA reductase 2. Gene Ontology annotation, molecular function: alcohol-forming very long-chain fatty acyl-CoA reductase (NADP+) activity. Gene Ontology annotation, biological process: long-chain fatty-acyl-CoA metabolic process. The transcript has 4 exons. The coding region runs from base 10 to 1245 and encodes 411 amino acids. NCBI's taxonomy places the organism in Eukaryota, Metazoa, Arthropoda, Insecta, Hymenoptera, Apidae. The record is from RefSeq and is a predicted model, not a curated record. Gene Ontology annotation, cellular component: peroxisome.
GGUCAGUCAAUGAGCAUGGCUCUGCGCGAAUGGUACGCGGACCGCGAGCUGCUUCUAACGGGAGUGACCAGUGAUGUAGGACGAGCUUUGCUAGAGAAGAUUCUCCGCUCGUUUCCCGAUGCGAAGGUGUACACGAUCGUUCGCUCUCGGCACGGAUUCAGCAAAGAUGAUAGAAUCAAGAACAUCUUUCUAUCCCCUCGAUUUGAGAGACUGAGACAAGAGGAUCCAAAUGCGAUUUCUCGAGUGAAGGCGUUGGAGGGUAAUUUAUUGUACGAUGGACUGGGCACGACGAAACCGGACAACCAACUGUUACAAAACGUGAGCGUGGUGUUACACGCAGCCGGCCCAUGUGACGAAGUGCUUCGCUUCUGCCGGCAGCUGCCGCGCCUGGAGGCCGUGGUGGCGCUGUCGUGCAUCUUCGAACACGACGGACCAAUCACGGAGUCGGUGGACAGAGAGCACGCAGCCAAUGGACCUGUGGCUUUAGUGCGGGCUCCGUUUGUCGGACCGGCACUUCGCGAGCCUAUGCCUGGUUUCGUGGACGUUCUCAAAGGAUCGACAGCUCUGAUGGUAGGAGCAGGUCUUGCACUUGGUAACUCAAAGUUUCAAGCGGAAAUCAUUCCGAUCGACCUGACGGUCAACACCAUGAUCGCCGUUGCUUGGGAACGAGCUGCUACGAAAAACACGGACGUGGCGAUGGUAUAUAACGCGGCCCCGAUAAAAUGCACGUGGAGUGACCUGAUCAAGAAUGGUCGACGAGGCAACCGAAAGUUUACAUAUCCGACUUUCGGCCUGCGUGGAAUGACGUCCAUGCCAGCGGUGCAUUGGACUCUGGUGCUGCUUUUUGAAUGGUUGCCAUCUGCACUCUGUGACACGAUCCUCGGCCUGGUGGGGGCAAAGAAAAGGCUGCUCGAGGAGUACCACAGAGUUCGUAAUGCACUUCGAUCCCUUGAGUCAAUUUCAUCGAGGCCGUGGUCAGUAGAGAGAAAUCGCGUGUACCUGCUCCAGCAACGUCUCACCCCAGAAGACCAAGAUGCAUUUCCGGUUGCCACGGAAAUCGACAUCGAGAGUUACGUACUGUGCGCGGCGGCUGCCGCCAAGAAGUAUUGCGUGAACGAGAGCAAUAUCAGCCUCGUAAAGAUCUUCCGACUACUUUUCUUCUUUCUCAUCGCGGCAGCCCUCUUCUUCGUCUACUUCGGCAGAUAUCACGCGCUUGCGAAGCAUUCCGAUCUGAACGAGCGCUAACUAUGGUGAAAUGGGGAGAUGGUAUUUGCGUGGAAUCAAAACGUCCAUCUUACCUACCUAGAACCUGUGUUCGAAUGUUAGGUUAGGAUUAGGAGCGACAACUUUAUAUCGGUAAAGUUAGAAAAUAAUUCAACGAUUACGUUUAUUGGGGAUUGGGAUCGUGGUGGCGCUAGUGAGUUAGAGAGUCCUCUUAAGAUUACCGAAACGGUUAACGUAACCUAACCUUCAAUUGCCGACGUGAUCACGCGACAAAAGUCUGCAGCAAUAUAUUAUCGUAUUUGUACUAAUAAAUUGCUAUUUAAUAUUAACCAUGUAUGGGAAGAUAGGUUAGAAAUGUUUUUCUUUGGACGAGAAGUAAAUUGUAGAUGAGAACAAGCUACUUAAAGCUUGCUCUAGAAAUAAAGAAAUGUAUACAUUUAAUUGAGGUAAAAAGUAUAUCAUGGAGAUAUAAUAUUUAUACUAAGUUCACAGUUGUAGAUACACGCAAACGUGUCAAAGAGAAUAUUCCCGGUGUUUAAUUAACAGUAAUUUACUCUACAUACUUGUA